AUGUUUGCCCCAACGGUCGAGGAGAUCGUGCGGGAUCGGCUCACACAGCUCAGUCUUCAGUACUGGGCCGGGGCACCCGAUCAGCUCCCAUUCGAUCCCAAGAUCGUGGAUGAUAUUUACACUGAGGAGCUAUCAGCACCCAAUCCCUUCUCCCGCAUCAUGCUCCUCGAACUGGCACAUUAUCUCGAAGCAUUUUUGUGGCCCAAUUUCGAUGCCGAUAAGUCGUCGGUCGCGCAUGUGGUGUCCAUCCUGGUGAUGGUGAACGAGAAGUUCCGCGAGAACGUGUCGGCACCGUGGGCCUGUUUCCAGGAGGACGAGGCCCGUUUCGGCCGCUUCUUCCAGCGCGUGCUGGGCCUGCGCGAGGAGCGACAGCUCUCCACGCGCGAGGAGGCCGUCUACCUCCUCUUCCUCAUCAACUCCUUCCAAAGCCUCGAGAACCCCAUGGUCCGCUCCGAAUGCCUCAAGCUGGUGUACCUGCCACUCUGGCUGUCGGUGGCCGAGGGGCGCGCCGAGCAGGAGGUGCGUUCGCUUCCGCCGCGAAUCCAGGAGCGAUGGAAGAAGCUCAAGACCGCCAGCAAGAAGAAGACCAAGAAGAACACGAAGAAGAAUGCCAACGACCCGGCGCGCACCUUCAUUCCGGGCCUGCUGCGCCACUUCCUCGACCUCCUCGACCUCCUCGAGACCCCGCCCGCCGACAACGCCGACGAGGCCGCUCAGGAGGAGCGCAGCGCGCGCGUGGCCUACUGCGAGCGGCUUGUGGAGUGGCUGAUCGACCUCGAGUCGCAGCUGCCCACGCGGCGGUUCUUCCACCUGGUGCUGCAGGACGCGCACGUCGUGGAGCGGUGCCGCCUGUCGGCCUUUGCCAAGCGGCCGGAGGCCAGCCUCUUCCAGCAGCUGGUCGACAUGCUCGCCGCCUUUGCCGCGUUCGACGUCAACAACUACUCGGGCGAGGCCCUGUCCGACGAACAGGCCACCGCGUUCCACUGCCGCCGCAUCCACGCCCUGCAGAAGGCCGCCUUCAAGCUCUUCCCCGACGAGCUGCGCGCGUUGGCCAUGUCCAACAUCGGCGCCGUCCAGGCCCGCCCCUCGCUCGCGCGCCACCUCGCCGCCCUCUCGCCCGCGCAGCUGCGCCAGCUCGCCGAGCACCUCCACCUGCUCCACCCGCCGCCCAACACUGGCGCCGAGCCCGACGCGGUGGAGUCCACCGAGUUCCUGCUCGAGGUGCUGCUCACGCACCACGAGCUGCGGCCGUCGCAGCUGGACAAGGUCAACCAGCUGGCCCUGUACCCCAACGAGGAGAUCCUGUGGGACGAGAACGCGGUGCCGGCCGCCACCUACACCGGCGAGCACUGCCUCGCGCUGCCCAAGCUCAACCUGCAGUUCCUCACCUUCUACGACUACCUGCUGCGCAACUUCAACCUCUUCCGCCUCGAGGCCACCUACGCCAUCCGGGCCGACGUCGAGGACGCCGUGCGCCGCAUGAACCCGCGCCGCACGCCUUCGGGCCAGACCGCCUUCAACGGCUGGGCCCGCAUGUCCCUCCCCAUCAAGAACUUCCGCAUCACCGCCGUGCGCCCGCCGCGCAUCGGCGAGAAGCAGCCGGCCGCCGUCGAGGCCGAGGUCAUGUGGAACCUGGCCGACACCCAGGGGCCGAUGCGCCACGAGUGGGAGGAGCUCCGCGAGCACGACAUCCUCUACCUGCUGGUCGUCAAGUCCCCGCUCGCGCCCGGCGAGCAGCCCGCCGCCGACGCGCCGUUCCGCGACCAGUACGGCGUCACCUACUGCCGCGGGGCCGAGGCUUCGUCUUCGAUCGAAGACGUGGUGCGGAAGGGGUACUUGACGAACCACUUCACGGCCGAGGAGAUCAAGGCCCGCUGGCACGCGAUCCUCUACGACCAGCCCACCGCCGAGGCGUGCGCUGCCCGGCUGGCCGAGAUCGAGUUUGACCUGCCGCUGUUGGCCUACUUGGAGCAACGGCCACCGCACGUGGCCAGCCCGGAUAAGCCCCACGAGCCCCCGCCCGCGGAGGUGAAAAAUACGGCAGAGGUCGACGCCUCGUCUCACGCGCCUCCGGGAACUUCCGCAGCGGCCUCUUCUGCCUCCACCUCUGCCUCCACCUCCACCUCUGUUCCUCUCUCCUUUACAACUGAAGAAUUGGACGGGCUCCGCUUUUCCGAGAUGGAGGCGAAGCUGCUGGCGGCCAUGCCUCACUCCACCCUCGAUUUCUUCAGCCGCAUCGCCCGCAAGGAAGCCUACUGGCGGGAGGGAGAGCGGGUGCAGGAGCAGAUCCUGCGGGUGGAGAACGAGCUGAAGCUGAUCACGGAGAAGAAGCUCAAGAUGCUGGCCCUCCUGCGCGGUCGCUACCUCCGCUACGAAAUGAAGAGCAAAGAGAUCGUGCUGGGCCGUACGACCGGCGAUGCGGUCGUGGAUGUGGAUCUCUCCGAGGAGGGCGACGCAGCGAAGAUAUCACGACGACAGGCGGUGAUCAAGCUGAAGCGGGACGGCGAGUUCUAUGUGCACAACGUGGGGCGAGCCACCAUCUUCGUCAACGGGCGAUCCGUUCCCACCGGGAAGCGAAUGCACCUCACGCACUGUUGUCUCGUCGAGAUAGCGUUCAUCUUCGAAAUCAAUCGCUCCCUGCACGCCAAGCUCAAGGCGGGCCUCACGGCCAUCACCACCAGCAUCGGCGCCGCCACCACUUGA
Acanthamoeba castellanii str. Neff is the source of this 2703-nucleotide messenger RNA. Its product is annotated as FHA domain containing protein. The record is from RefSeq and is a predicted model, not a curated record. The transcript has 11 exons. NCBI's taxonomy places the organism in Eukaryota, Discosea, Longamoebia, Acanthamoebidae. Gene Ontology annotation, molecular function: protein binding; G-quadruplex RNA binding. Gene Ontology annotation, cellular component: Ino80 complex; NSL complex; MLL1 complex. The coding region runs from base 1 to 2703 and encodes 900 amino acids. Gene Ontology annotation, biological process: positive regulation of transcription by RNA polymerase II.